Schistocerca cancellata (South American locust) is the source of this 6483-nucleotide messenger RNA. Its product is annotated as trichohyalin-like. The transcript is spliced from 6 exons. Gene Ontology annotation, cellular component: membrane. Gene Ontology annotation, biological process: signal transduction. The coding region runs from base 1 to 6483 and encodes 2160 amino acids. The record is from RefSeq and is a predicted model, not a curated record. NCBI's taxonomy places the organism in Eukaryota, Metazoa, Arthropoda, Insecta, Orthoptera, Acrididae.
AUGCCACACAGAGUGUUGUUGGUUGCUGCAACUAAGUGUGCUGACGCAAGGAGAAGAAGGCAAGGAGAAGGCAAGGAGAAGAAGGCAAGGAGAAGGCAAGGAGAAGGCAAGGAGAAGAAGGCAAGGAGAAGGCAAGGAGAAGAAGGCAAGGAGAAGGCAAGGAGAAGAAGGCAAGGAGAAGAAGGCAAGGAGAAGAAGGCAAGGAGAAGAAGGCAAGGAGAAGAAGGCAAGGAGAAGAAGGCAAGGAGAAGAAGGCAAGGAGGAGAAGGCAAGGAGGAGAAGGCAAGGAGGAGAAGGCAAGGAGAAGAAGGCAAGGAGAAGAAGGCAAGGAGAAGAAGGCAAGGAGAAGGCAAGGAGAAGGCAAGGAGAAGGCAAGGAGAAGGCAAGGAGAAGGCAAGGAGAAGGCAAGGAGAAGGCAAGGAGAAGGCAAGGAGAAGGCAAGGAGAAGGCAAGGAGAAGGCAAGGAGAAGGCAAGGAGAAGGCAAGGAGAAGGCAAGGAGAAGGCAAGGAGAAGGCAAGGAGAAGGCAAGGAGAAGGCAAGGAGAAGGCAAGGAGAAGGCAAGGAGAAGGCAAGGAGAAGGCAAGGAGAAGGCAAGGAGAAGGCAAGGAGAAGGCAAGGAGAAGGCAAGGAGAAGGCAAGGAGAAGGCAAGGAGAAGGCAAGGAGAAGGCAAGGAGAAGGCAAGGAGAAGGCAAGGAGAAGGCAAGGAGAAGGCAAGGAGAAGGCAAGGAGAAGGCAAGGAGAAGAGGAAAGGAGGAAAAGAGAGGAGGAAGUGAGUAAAUCAGAGGAGGAAGUGAGUAAAUCAGAGGAGGAAGUGAGGAAAUCAGAGGAGGAAGUGAGGAAAUCAGAGGAGGAAGUGAGGAAAUCAGAGGAGGAAGUGAGGAAAUCAGAGGAGGAAGUGAGGAAAUCAGAGGAGGAAGUGAGGAAAUCAGAGGAGGAAGUGAGGAAAUCAGAGGAGGAAGUGAGGAAAUCAGAGGAGGAAGUGAGGAAAUCAGAGGAGGAAGUGAGGAAAUCAGAGGAGGAAGUGAGGAAAUCAGAGGAGGAAGUGAGGAAAUCAGAGGAGGAAGUGAGGAAAGCAGAGGAGGAAGUGAGGAAAGCAGAGGAGGAAGUGAGGAAAGCAGAGGAGGAAGUGAGGAAAGCAGAGGAGGAAGUGAGGAAAGCAGAGGAGGAAGUGAGGAAAGCAGAGGAGGAAGUGAGGAAAGCAGAGGAGGAAGUGAGGAAAGCAGAGGAGGAAGUGAGGAAAGCAGAGGAGGAAGUGAGGAAAGCAGAGGAGGAAGUGAGGAAAGCAGAGGAGGAAGUGAGGAAAGCAGAGGAGGAAGUGAGGAAAGCAGAGGAGGAAGUGAGGAAAGCAGAGGAGGAAGUGAGGAAAGCAGAGGAGGAAGUGAGGAAAGCAGAGGAGGAAGUGAGGAAAGCAGAGGAGGAAGUGAGGAAAGCAGAGGAGGAAGUGAGGAAAGCAGAGGAGGAAGUGAGGAAAGCAGAGGAGGAAGUGAGGAAAGCAGAGGAGGAAGUGAGGAAAGCAGAGGAGGAAGUGAGGAAAGCAGAGGAGGAAGUGAGGAAAGCAGAGGAGGAAGUGAGGAAAGCAGAGGAGGAAGUGAGGAAAGCAGAGGAGGAAGUGAGGAAAGCAGAGGAGGAAGUGAGGAAAGCAGAGGAGGAAGUGAGGAAAGCAGAGGAGGAAGUGAGGAAAGCAGAGGAGGAAGUGAGGAAAGCAGAGGAGGAAGUGAGGAAAGCAGAGGAGGAAGUGAGGAAAGCAGAGGAGGAAGUGAGGAAAGCAGAGGAGGAAGUGAGGAAAGCAGAGGAGGAAGUGAGGAAAGCAGAGGAGGAAGUGAGGAAAGCAGAGGAGGAAGUGAGGAAAGCAGAGGAGGAAGUGAGGAAAGCAGAGGAGGAAGUGAGGAAAGCAGAGGAGGAAGUGAGGAAAGCAGAGGAGGAAGUGAGGAAAGCAGAGGAGGAAGUGAGGAAAGCAGAGGAGGAAGUGAGGAAAGCAGAGGAGGAAGUGAGGAAAGCAGAGGAGGAAGUGAGGAAAGCAGAGGAGGAAGUGAGGAAAGCAGAGGAGGAAGUGAGGAAAGCAGAGGAGGAAGUGAGGAAAGCAGAGGAGGAAGUGAGGAAAGCAGAGGAGGAAGUGAGGAAAGCAGAGGAGGAAGUGAGGAAAGCAGAGGAGGAAGUGAGGAAAGCAGAGGAGGAAGUGAGGAAAGCAGAGGAGGAAGUGAGGAAAGCAGAGGAGGAAGUGAGGAAAGCAGAGGAGGAAGUGAGGAAAGCAGAGGAGGAAGUGAGGAAAGCAGAGGAGGAAGUGAGGAAAGCAGAGGAGGAAGUGAGGAAAGCAGAGGAGGAAGUGAGGAAAGCAGAGGAGGAAGUGAGGAAAGCAGAGGAGGAAGUGAGGAAAGCAGAGGAGGAAGUGAGGAAAGCAGAGGAGGAAGUGAGGAAAGCAGAGGAGGAAGUGAGGAAAGCAGAGGAGGAAGUGAGGAAAGCAGAGGAGGAAGUGAGGAAAGCAGAGGAGGAAGUGAGGAAAGCAGAGGAGGAAGUGAGGAAAGCAGAGGAGGAAGUGAGGAAAGCAGAGGAGGAAGUGAGGAAAGCAGAGGAGGAAGUGAGGAAAGCAGAGGAGGAAGUGAGGAAAGCAGAGGAGGAAGUGAGGAAAGCAGAGGAGGAAGUGAGGAAAGCAGAGGAGGAAGUGAGGAAAGCAGAGGAGGAAGUGAGGAAAGCAGAGGAGGAAGUGAGGAAAGCAGAGGAGGAAGUGAGGAAAGCAGAGGAGGAAGUGAGGAAAGCAGAGGAGGAAGUGAGGAAAGCAGAGGAGGAAGUGAGGAAAGCAGAGGAGGAAGUGAGGAAAGCAGAGGAGGAAGUGAGGAAAGCAGAGGAGGAAGUGAGGAAAGCAGAGGAGGAAGUGAGGAAAGCAGAGGAGGAAGUGAGGAAAGCAGAGGAGGAAGUGAGGAAAGCAGAGGAGGAAGUGAGGAAAGCAGAGGAGGAAGUGAGGAAAGCAGAGGAGGAAGUGAGGAAAGCAGAGGAGGAAGUGAGGAAAGCAGAGGAGGAAGUGAGGAAAGCAGAGGAGGAAGUGAGGAAAGCAGAGGAGGAAGUGAGGAAAGCAGAGGAGGAAGUGAGGAAAGCAGAGGAGGAAGUGAGGAAAGCAGAGGAGGAAGUGAGGAAAGCAGAGGAGGAAGUGAGGAAAGCAGAGGAGGAAGUGAGGAAAGCAGAGGAGGAAGUGAGGAAAGCAGAGGAGGAAGUGAGGAAAGCAGAGGAGGAAGUGAGGAAAGCAGAGGAGGAAGUGAGGAAAGCAGAGGAGGAAGUGAGGAAAGCAGAGGAGGAAGUGAGGAAAUCAGAGGAGGAAGUGAGGAAAGCAGAGGAGGAAGUGAGGAAAUCAGAGGAGGAAGUGAGGAAAUCAGAGGAGGAAGUGAGGAAAGCAGAGGAGGAAGUGAGGAAAGCAGAGGAGGAAGUGAGGAAAGCAGAGGAGGAAGUGAGGAAAGCAGAGGAGGAAGUGAGGAAAGCAGAGGAGGAAGUGAGGAAAGCAGAGGAGGAAGUGAGGAAAGCAGAGGAGGAAGUGAGGAAAGCAGAGGAGGAAGUGAGGAAAGCAGAGGAGGAAGUGAGGAAAGCAGAGGAGGAAGUGAGGAAAGCAGAGGAGGAAGUGAGGAAAGCAGAGGAGGAAGUGAGGAAAGCAGAGGAGGAAGUGAGGAAAGCAGAGGAGGAAGUGAGGAAAGCAGAGGAGGAAGUGAGGAAAGCAGAGGAGGAAGUGAGGAAAGCAGAGGAGGAAGUGAGGAAAGCAGAGGAGGAAGUGAGGAAAGCAGAGGAGGAAGUGAGGAAAGCAGAGGAGGAAAGGAGGAAAGCAGAGGAGGAAAGGAGGAAAGCAGAGGAGGAAAGGAGGAAAGCAGAGGAGGAAAGGAGGAAAGCAGAGGAGGAAAGGAGGAAAGCAGAGGAGGAAAGGAGGAAAGCAGAGGAGGAAAGGAGGAAAGCAGAGGAGGAAAGGAGGAAAAUUCUUGACAAACUCUGUCAUGAAGCUGAGAGGAUCAUCAAAUUUCAUGGAGAAAUCCACUAUGAAUCUCGGGACCUGCCCAACAGCUGUUUCAUUGUACAUCAGUAUGCAUCCAUCUCUCCUCAGGUCAGCCAGGGAAGAGGUCCAAGCACAGGGAAGAGGUCCAAGCACAGGGAAGAGGUCCAAGCACAGGGAAGAGGUCCAAGCACAGGGAAGAGGUCCAAGCACAGGGAAGAGGUCCAAGCACAGGGAAGAGGUCCAAGCACAGGGAAGAGGUCCAAGCACAGGGAAGAGGUCCAAGCACAGGGAAGAGGUCCAAGCACAGGGAAGAGGUCCAAGCACAGGGAAGAGGUCCAAGCACAGGGAAGAGGUCCAAGCACAGGGAAGAGGUCCAAGCACAGGGAAGAGGUCCAAGCACAGGGAAGAGGUCCAAGCACAGGGAAGAGGUCCAAGCACAGGGAAGAGGUCCAAGCACAGGGAAGAGGUCCAAGCACAGGGAAGAGGUCCAAGCACAGGGAAGAGGUCCAAGCACAGGGAAGAGGUCCAAGCACAGGGAAGAGGUCCAAGCACAGGGAAGAGGUCCAAGCACAGGGAAGAGGUCCAAGCACAGGGAAGAGGUCCAAGCACAGGGAAGAGGUCCAAGCACAGGGAAGAGGUCCAAGCACAGGGAAGAGGUCCAAGCACAGGGAAGAGGUCCAAGCACAGGGAAGAGGUCCAAGCACAGGGAAGAGGUCCAAGCACAGGGAAGAGGUCCAAGCACAGGGAAGAGGUCCAAGCACAGGGAAGAGGUCCAAGCACAGGGAAGAGGUCCAAGCACAGGGAAGAGGUCCAAGCACAGGGAAGAGGUCCAAGCACAGGGAAGAGGUCCAAGCACAGGGAAGAGGUCCAAGCACAGGGAAGAGGUCCAAGCACAGGGAAGAGGUCCAAGCACAGGGAAGAGGUCCAAGCACAGGGAAGAGGUCCAAGCACAGGGAAGAGGUCCAAGCACAGGGAAGAGGUCCAAGCACAGGGAAGAGGUCCAAGCACAGGGAAGAGGUCCAAGCACAGGGAAGAGGUCCAAGCACAGGGAAGAGGUCCAAGCACAGGGAAGAGGUCCAAGCACAGGGAAGAGGUCCAAGCACAGGGAAGAGGUCCAAGCACAGGGAAGAGGUCCAAGCACAGGGAAGAGGUCCAAGCACAGGGAAGAGGUCCAAGCACAGGGAAGAGGUCCAAGCACAGGGAAGAGGUCCAAGCACAGGGAAGAGGUCCAAGCACAGGGAAGAGGUCCAAGCACAGGGAAGAGGUCCAAGCACAGGGAAGAGGUCCAAGCACAGGGAAGAGGUCCAAGCACAGGGAAGAGGUCCAAGCACAGGGAAGAGGUCCAAGCACAGGGAAGAGGUCCAAGCACAGGGAAGAGGUCCAAGCACAGGGAAGAGGUCCAAGCACAGGGAAGAGGUCCAAGCACAGGGAAGAGGUCCAAGCACAGGGAAGAGGUCCAAGCACAGGGAAGAGGUCCAAGCACAGGGAAGAGGUCCAAGCACAGGGAAGAGGUCCAAGCACAGGGAAGAGGUCCAAGCACAGGGAAGAGGUCCAAGCACAGGGAAGAGGUCCAAGCACAGGGAAGAGGUCCAAGCACAGGGAAGAGGUCCAAGCACAGGGAAGAGGUCCAAGCACAGGGAAGAGGUCCAAGCACAGGGAAGAGGUCCAAGCACAGGGAAGAGGUCCAAGCACAGGGAAGAGGUCCAAGCACAGGGAAGAGGUCCAAGCACAGGGAAGAGGUCCAAGCACAGGGAAGAGGUCCAAGCACAGGGAAGAGGUCCAAGCACAGGGAAGAGGUCCAAGCACAGGGAAGAGGUCCAAGCACAGGGAAGAGGUCCAAGCACAGGGAAGAGGUCCAAGCACAGGGAAGAGGUCCAAGCACAGGGAAGAGGUCCAAGCACAGGGAAGAGGUCCAAGCACAGGGAAGAGGUCCAAGCACAGGGAAGAGGUCCAAGCACAGGGAAGAGGUCCAAGCACAGGGAAGAGGUCCAAGCACAGGGAAGAGGUCCAAGCACAGGGAAGAGGUCCAAGCACAGGGAAGAGGUCCAAGCACAGGGAAGAGGUCCAAGCACAGGGAAGAGGUCCAAGCACAGGGAAGAGGUCCAAGCACAGGGAAGAGGUCCAAGCACAGGGAAGAGGUCCAAGCACAGGGAAGAGGUCCAAGCACAGGGAAGAGGUCCAAGCACAGGGAAGAGGUCCAAGCACAGGGAAGAGGUCCAAGCACAGGGAAGAGGUCCAAGCACAGGGAAGAGGUCCAAGCACAGGGAAGAGGUCCAAGCACAGGGAAGAGGUCCAAGCACAGGGAAGAGGUCCAAGCACAGGGAAGAGGUCCAAGCACAGGGAAGAGGUCCAAGCACAGGGAAGAGGUCCAAGCACAGGGAAGAGGUCCAAGCACAGGGAAGAGGUCCAAGCACAGGGAAGAGGUCCAAGCACAGGGAAGAGGUCCAAGCACAGGGAAGAGCUCUCAUCCCCGAGAUGCUGGCUGCGCUGGACCGCCAACUGGAGGCAGAGUGA